CAAGGAAAGGUUAACGUUUUGGUAAAAAUCCAACUUUGAUUAUCCUACAAACUGAUCUGUUAGGUUGCUGUGCUAGUUGUUGAACGUACUAACUGGUAACUUUUAGAAGCGAAACUGAAACAUCACAACAAGGGAGUGUCCACAUUAUGCUGGUCCCUGUCCCAGAUCACAAGACGCUAUAGCAGGGAGCCAGACAGAACAAGUCUGGCUGAAACUUUAUUUUUUAUUCCUAGCAUAUGGCAUCAGGCAGUGAAAAAAAGUUGGUAGGCCUGAAAGGAGAGACAGUUUGCCGAAAUUUGAAGCCAUUAGACGAUGGGCCAACGCAGCACAUCUAAUCUAAGGAUCUAGGCUUUGAGUCCAUCUCCCUGCUUGUCCCGAUGAGGUGGAGAAAUGGCACUACCCCACCGUCACGUGGUUUUGGAGGAGGGGGACAAUGGGAACACAUCUCUGUUGCUGAAACCUUAGGGACUGAUUUCCUGAAGCAACUGUUUAUUCUAGAUCCUGAGUUGGAAGGGGCAGCCACAAACGGCCCCCCCGCCCUUCUUCCGGCGCCCCCUCUGCUUUGCCCCCAAUCCUCUGUCCCCUGUCAGAACGGGGAGGAAUGCGUCUCUCAGGAGUACCUCUGCGAUGGCAAACGGGACUGUCAGGAUGGCUCGGAUGAAGGGAACUGUUCCCACUUCUGCAACAGACCAGGAGUCUUCCAGUGUCUGAACAGAAACCAGUGCAUUGAGGGCAAGUACCACUGCGACGGGGCUCAGCAGUGCUCUGAUGGGUCCGAUGAGCUGGACUGCUGGGAGCCCACUGAAGAUUGUUCUUUGCGUUGUGACAACAAGACCCGCUGUAUCCCUAAGAGCUGGCUGUGUGAUGGCAACCCAGACUGUUCUGACAGGAAAGACGAACAAGGAUGUAUUCAUGCAAAAUGCAGCACACCUGAAUUUCGAUGCAAGAGCGGCCAGUGCAUAUCUAAUUUUCUGCGCUGUGAUGGCAAUCAAGACUGCCUGGACCACUCCGACGAAGAGGGCUGUCCUGUUGAUUUGCCUCCGCGGUGCCCGUCAGGGGAGGUGAGGUGCCGGAGGAGUGGAGAGUGUGUGUCAGCAGAGUGGCUAUGUGACCGUGACGUAGACUGUGAAGAUGGAACCGACGAGAAGGUAGUGUACCCUUCUUCAGAAAAAACAGACUCCUCGGGGCACCUGUGUGGCUCAGUGUCGCUGACGGAGCCACUGUCUCCGCAGGACUGUGACCCCGAGGAGCUUCGCUGUGGCUCCAGGCAGUGGUCCUGUGCCAGCGGGGAGCGGUGCGUGCCUGACGCGUGGCGCUGUGACGGGCAGAGAGACUGCGGGGACGGCAGUGACGAGGCUGGGUGCCCCCCCGAGAAGUGCCAGAGUUCUGAGUUCCAGUGCGGCUCCCGUGCCUGCCUCGACCUCCGCCUGGUGUGUGACGGGAAGGAGCACUGUCCCGAUGGCUCCGACGAAGGCGGACAGUGCGCGUGGCCAGCAUGCAGCCGAGCGCGGUGUUCCCACGCCUGCUACCAGUCCCCGCACGGGCCUGUGUGUGCUUGUGAGCGAGGCUUUGAGCUGGAGAGCAGCGGCCAAGUCUGCAAGGACGUGGAUGAGUGCCAGAAGCCAGGUGGUCAGCCUUGCAGUCAGACCUGUGUCAACACCGAGGGCUCCUAUGGCUGCACCUGUCACCCUGGCUACUCCCUGGAGCCUGAUGGCCAUACCUGUAAAGCAGCAGGUACCGAACCAAUCCUGCUUGUGGCAAUUCAGUUCAGCCUACUCCUCUAUGGCUUGAGGAGCUUGAAGGAAGAUAUUCUGGCAACCGUAGACAAGAACAUGAUGAUUUUCUCUAUUGACUAUGACUUAGUGGGGCAGAAGGUCUUCUGGACGGAUGUCGGUACGGAAAGUAUUAAGUGGAUAAGUAUGGACACCAAGAAGAAAGGGACCAUGGUGAAAGGGAUAAGGUCAGACUGUAUAGUGGUCGACUGGAUCGGAAGGAAUCUGUACUGGGUGGAUGGGACGGCUGGCCAGAUUUUGGCAAUUCGGCUGACUGCCGUCUGGAGAGGAAAAUCUGAGCACACGAUUGUCCUGGAUGAUGACGUGACUCAACCACAGUCUUUGGCUUUAGAUCCCCUAAACGGGUUAAUGUACUGGUCUGAAAUCGGAGGAGAACCUCAAAUAGAACAAGCCGGGAUGGAUGGUAGCAGCAGAAAAGUACUCAUCGAUCAAGGUCUUGGCUCGCCAACCAGCAUAGCGCUUGACCAGUUUAGCUGGAAGAUAUUCUGGUCUGAUGACAAAUUUCACUGUAUUGGCUCUGCUAAUCUAGAUGGCACUGGUAUUACUAUGCUGCAGCUAACUCGAAUCAAGAGCCCCUUUUCAGUCGCUGUGUUUGAAGAUGAAGUCUUCUGGUCUGAGAUGAAGACGAGAACUGUACAACGCAUGAAGAAGACAACAGGCAAGGACAGGGCUGUCCUCAUCAAGCGUUCUGAACAGCCGUAUGGACUCAAGAUCAUGCAUGAAGUGCUCCAGCCCAAGUCUACCAAUCCUUGUCUGGACGCUGGAUGUUCUCACUUGUGCCUUCUGAGCCCACGCCCCAAGGGAAGCUGUCGUUGCCCAGUUGGACUCCUGCUCGCAGACGAUGGCACCACCUGCGUUCCACUCGAGGAGUCUGCAUUUAUGUUCCUUGUGUUGCCCACAGUUAUCAUGCAGAUUUAUCUGAAAAAUCUAGAAGCGUUACUAGGACAGCCAACUUUACCAGAACAUAGGAUACUUCCCUUUGCCACUGUGAACCAGCUUGCAUCCUUGGACUACCUAGUCCAAGAAAAGGCUCUCUACCUUUCAGAGUUGGAUAAUGGUGAUAUCAGGCUACUGAGGCUCAAAGAAUCUGGAAAACUCUCUUGGAGGAAAAUCCUAUCCGUGGAGGGGACCGUGAUCGACUUUGCUGUGGACUGGUUGAGUGGAAACAUAUAUUGGAUUGACAGUGAGAAUCCCCACAUCAAUGUAGCUUCCUCAGAAGGUCAGUGUCCCACUGUCCUGUUCAGUGAAAACCUCUACCAUCCUGCCUCUGUUGUGCUCCACCCACCCUCUGCAGUCAUGUGCUUUGUGGACCUGGGUUCCCAGGAGGAUGGUGGGCGUGGGUCCAGGAUUGAAUGUGCCUCCAUGGACGGCAGCAGGAGGAAGAUUCUGUGGCAGAAAUCCCAGGUCCCUGCAGGCCUGACCUUUUCGGAUUCGGGGACCCGAGUGUACUGGGCUGACACUGGGAGAGGACUCAUAGAAAGUAUUCAACAAGAUGGCUCUAGAUACAGAGUAGACCGCAGAGGAAUCGAGGGCCUUAACCUCUUUACAUAUGGCCAAGGCAUGAUGUUCUGGACAACAGUUGAUGAUGCCCAAAUCACUAAGGUUUGGUACAGCAAGGCAGAACUUUCUGAAAACCGGUGGUUCCAAACAGACCAGAAGAUUGUGGAUUUAAAAGUUUCCAGCAAACUUAGUCAACAGGGUAGUAACAGCUGCUCAAAGGACAACGGAGGGUGCAGCCAUAUCUGUUUGCCAAACCCUGAAGGACCGACUUGUAAAUGUCCCAGUGGGUACUACUUGGCUAACAUAAGCAGAUGUGUUAAAGCUGUUCAGUGCUCUGAGCCAUCACAAUCCUGUCAGGAUGGUCAGAAGUGCAUUUCCAUGAAGCAAGUUUGUGACGGUCAUGUUGACUGUCUGGAUGGAUCUGAUGAAAUGGGCUGUACCUAUCCAGAUAAAACCCAUUCAGCACCAACAUCGAAAAAUGCAGAGGCCGGUAAAAGGUGGACCCUAAAAGCUGAGCUACCUCUCCAAGCUACUGAGUCUCCCAAGGCUAGAUAUCCGGGGCCAGAAGGGAUGAAUUAUCCUCUCAGAAAAACACCCAUCCCUCCAAUUUCUGCUAGAGAAAGCAAGACCUCAGAGACCAAGGGAAGAGGCGAGCCUGUUCAUCCCAAGGACUCACAGAGGGCAAAACAUCUGCCGUGUAGCACCGACUACUGUAAUGGGCGGGGAGUCUGUACGGUGGUAGGAGAGCUGAGAAAGUGCAGCUGUCUGAUGGAAUAUGGUGGAGAGUUCUGUGAAGAGCCAGCACGUGGACCCGCCCCUGGCCACAUCGCCCUCGGCGUAACCAUUGCCUUAUCAGUUGUCCUGGUAGCUCUGGGAGCAUUUGUUUAUUUCAGAAGAGAACACAAAUUAAAAAGAAAUAGUGCAGCAGCAUCAAGAAAUAUGACCCACCAUAAUGAAAAUGGCCAAGAAGAGGAAAAUCUAAUGAAUAGUGAGACUUUUGUCAAUGAAGCCUAUGACGAGCAGGAACUGUUAACUUUACAAACUGACUAACCUGAUGAAUACAGGAGCUGGAACAUCUCAAUAAAAAUGGUUUAUACAUUG
This is a messenger RNA of Lynx canadensis (Canada lynx), 4394 nucleotides long. Its product is annotated as low-density lipoprotein receptor-related protein 2-like. The record is from RefSeq and is a predicted model, not a curated record. NCBI's taxonomy places the organism in Eukaryota, Metazoa, Chordata, Mammalia, Carnivora, Felidae. Gene Ontology annotation, molecular function: protein binding; calcium ion binding. Bases 378 to 4343 code for a protein of 1321 amino acids. The transcript is spliced from 18 exons.